This is a messenger RNA of Drosophila montana, 435 nucleotides long. RefSeq names its product keratin-associated protein 19-2. The transcript has 2 exons. The coding region runs from base 1 to 435 and encodes 144 amino acids. NCBI's taxonomy places the organism in Eukaryota, Metazoa, Arthropoda, Insecta, Diptera, Drosophilidae. The record is from RefSeq and is a predicted model, not a curated record.
AUGUCAUACCAACAGAUAACCGCAGGUCGCAGUUUUUGGCUUUACUUGGCUUUGGCAGCUGCACUGCUGCAGAGCCAACUGGUAAAAUCUCAAUACAGUGGCUUUCCGUACUACGGUGGAGCAGCCGCAAGUGCAGGGUCUGGAUAUGGGGGCGGCAUGUACGGCAAUGGAUAUGGUUAUGGAUACGGCUAUCCACAGUACUAUACAUAUCCCGGCUACGGGUACACAUAUCCCGGCUACGGGUACGGUAGCGGAGUCGGAGGUGGGGUUGGAGGUGGUGUCGGAGGUGGAGGCGGAGGCUAUGGUUACCCAAGCUAUGGGUAUCCUGGCUAUGGUUAUGGUUAUCCUUAUGCGGGCACGAACACAGCCUAUGCGAGCAGCAGCGGAGGCUUCGCCAGCGCAAGUGUGGGCACCGGCGGUGGUUACUACGGUUAA